GUCUAACCUAACCAGUAACCAUGGCUCCUAAUUACUAUGGAAGAAUCUGGAAAGGAGUGGCAUAAGCGUAGCAUUACAACGAAAGAAAGCCCGAUUUCCAGAAGCCAAAAUCCAUUUCCUAUAUAAACGUCAGAAAGAGAGCCAUAGUUGGGCGUGGCGGGCUUACAAUUGGAGAAACCCAAAUUUCAAUUUAUAGUUUGUCCAAUCUCUUCAUUUCCAAAACUUCCCACCAAUCAUCACUUGUAAACCACUUGAAAAACCCGUAACAAUCAACAGCCUUGGUCCGAAAUGGGGAACCGAAGGUUCGCUCAGGUGUCCACUAGCGACGAGGACGAAGCCCUGUUACCUACUCGACGGUCUCGGUCCGAAGACAAGAGGCAAGAAAGGAAGAGGAAGAAAAUGAAGCUACAAGAGGAGGACGAUGAAGAGGUUGAAGAGAGGGAAUUAAAGAAGAAGAAGAGGAAGAAGAAGCGAGACGAGUAUGAAGAAGAAGAAGAGGAGGAGGUGGAGGAGGAGGAAGAGGGAGUGCAGGAGGAUGCGAAGCCCAUAGGUGAAUCUGUUAGGUUUUCUGGGAAAGGGAGAGGAAGGAGGAGUCAUUAUGAAGCUUUUGAGUUUGAUGGCAAUCGAUAUGAUCUCGAGGAUCCUGUUCUUUUGGUUCCUGAAGAUAAGGAACAGAAGCCUUAUGUCGCAAUCAUCAAGGACAUUAGUCAGACUAAAGAUGGGAGCAUUAUGGUUACUGGGCAGUGGUUUUAUCGCCCUGAAGAGGCUGAGAGAAAAGGUGGCGGAAGCUGGCAAUCGCGUGAUACACGAGAGCUGUUCUAUAGCUUCCACCGGGAUGGGGUUCCAGCAGAAUCUGUGAUGCACAAAUGUGUGGUGCACUUUGUUCCCAUACACAAGCAACUUCCAAACCGUAAACAGCAUCCAGGUUUUAUUGUGCAGAAAGUUUAUGACACUGUGGAGCGAAAGCUUUGGAAACUAACUGAUAAAGAUUAUGAGGAUAAUAAACAGCAUGAGAUUGAUCUUCUUGUUCAGAAAACAUUAUCACGUUUGGGAGAUCUCCCUGACAUUGAGACAGACGAUACUGCCGCUGUUAUUGAUCAGGAAGAUCAGUUGAAGGCAAAAAGAACUCUUAGGAAAAAGAACAUGUCACCUCUUGAUGUUUCGAGGGAUGAUGAAGGAACUACCAGGUCUGAUCAACAUCUCAGAGCUGAAACUCCUGGAAGCUGUACGAGUAAUACCACUGAAUACUACACAAUUUUGUCAAAAUUUAAGGUCCUAACUGGAGAAACCCAUCGUGAUAAGUGGAUGGAGAGGCUUCUCCAAGGAGUUCAGUACAUGUGUAGUUCUCCUGAUAGCAUGCAUAUCGAUGACAAAGGAAAAGGUGGUUCGGAUAGCGUGGAACGUGAAAAAGGCACUAAGAGUUCUGGAGCUGCAAAUGGAUCUCUAGAAAAGACUUUAAAUGGUGGCAAGUCUUUUCUGUGGCCAGAUGCUGCUGUUCCUGCUGUAACUGCACUUGAGAAGGCCUCACAUGAUUCUCUUUCUUCUGAUUUCCAGAAAUAUAACCAGAAAUUACGCCAGCUUGUGUUCAAUCUGAAGAACAAUCCAUUGCUAGCGAGACGUCUAUUAAAUGGAGAACUGGAACCUUCAACAAUACUUAACAUGUCACCUAAUGAGUUAAAGGAGGGUUUAACUGCAGAAGAGACAGCGAAAAAAGAGCCUGAUGAAUCAGAGCGCAUGCAGAUGACUGAUGCUCGGUGCUCAAGAUGCAUGGAGUUUAAAGUCGGUCUAAGGGACAUUAUUCAAGCAGGACAUGGAGACCGCUAUCAGUUGGAAUGUAUUGCUUGUGGGAAUUCCUGGUAUGCUUCUAGAGAUGAGGCAUCUUCACUUACAAUAGAGCCAUCAAGUUCUGUCAGAGGUGCUCGCAUGGGAGCAUCAGCCAUGACAAAGCCCGAAAUUCCUGAGAAGAAGUUGGUUAGUCCUUGGGAGUCAUCAGUCAUGACUAAGCUUGAAAUUCCUGAGAAGAAGUUGGUUAGUCCCCGGGAGUCUGAAUCGACGAAAAAGGUGGAGUAGGAAUUUUGCUGGGUAUUAGGAGCAAAUUUGACCUUGUACAGUUAAAUGUUGUGUAUGUGACCUAGUGUUAUAGUUAAGCAAAGAGCAGGGUUGUUACCAUUAGUUAGUCAUUACGUUACAGGCAUAUACAUACAUCUAUAUGGAGGUUAGGGAAAGAUUGAGAUUUCAGCAAGAAUUCUGAAUUUAUUCUCAGAAUUCAAGUUGAAUUAAGUGUUACUUCUACAAUCGAUUGAAUGUAUAGGAGUGGUGGCUGUUCCUUUAGUUUUUCGUUGCGAUUGUAACAACAUUGAAUUUUACCGGAGCCUGGAUUUUAAAUAUCAAUUAACCCAUUUUCAGUCAGGAUUUGCUUU
Molecule: messenger RNA, 2420 nt
Organism: Theobroma cacao (cacao)
Lineage: Eukaryota; Viridiplantae; Streptophyta; Magnoliopsida; Malvales; Malvaceae
Product: ASI1-immunoprecipitated protein 3
Biological process (GO): DNA-templated transcription
Molecular function (GO): chromatin binding
Source: RefSeq, a predicted model, not a curated record